UUCCUCCCUUAAAAAAAUAUUGAUCCCUCUUUCAAUUUCACAGUUUUUUUUUCCUUUUAAUAUUUAUGUUGUCGGUCAGAAUUUCCACAGAUCACGUAAAUGUCAUGUAAAACCCGUCAUUGAUAACUAUCGUAUAGCAGAACAAACAGACAAUAUAGUUCUGAAUUGUAACAGUCUGGAUAACGGAUCCAAAGAAGGGAACUGUACAAAAUAUAUGUUGAAUCUGGAGAGAUGAAGAAUGAGGUUUCCCAAGACUUCCUGGUACAACCGUAGUAAGGAAUCCAGAAACCAUGGGGGAACUCUUCCGAAGUGAGGAGAUGACCUUGGCCCAGCUUUUCCUUCAGUCUGAAGCUGCUUAUUGCUGUGUUAGUGAACUGGGAGAGCUGGGGAAAGUCCAGUUUAGAGAUUUAAAUCCAGAUGUCAAUGUAUUCCAGAGGAAAUUUGUCAAUGAGGUCCGAAGAUGCGAAGAAAUGGACCGUAAACUGCGGUUUGUGGAAAAGGAGGUGAAGAAAGCAAAUAUUUCAAUCCUUGACACUGGCGAGAACCCAGAAGUCCCCUUUCCUAGGGACAUUAUUGACCUUGAGGCAAAUUUUGAAAAGAUUGAGAUUGAACUGAAAGAAAUAAACACAAACCAAGAGGCUUUGAAGAGGAACUUCCUUGAACUGACGGAGUUAAAAUUCAUUCUGCGCAAAACCCAGCAAUUUUUUGAUGAGGCUCAAUUGCAUCAUCAUCAUCAGCAGAUGGCGGAUCCGGAUCUUUUGGAAGAAUCCUCCACAUUGCUGGAGCCCAGUGAGAUGGGAAGAGGAGCGCCCUUAAGACUUGGCUUUGUGGCUGGAGUGAUUAAUCGUGAGAGGAUCCCAACCUUCGAGAGGAUGCUGUGGCGUGUUUGUCGUGGAAAUGUCUUCUUGCGUCAGGCACAGAUUGAAAACCCAUUGGAGGAUCCCGUUACGGGUGACAGUGUUCACAAGUCUGUUUUCAUCAUAUUCUUCCAAGGAGACCAGCUGAAGAACAGGGUUAAGAAGAUCUGCGAGGGGUUCCGUGCAUCCCUUUAUCCGUGCCCAGAGACCCCUCAGGAGCGUAAGGAAAUGGCAACUGGAGUGAACACAAGGAUUGAGGAUCUGCAGAUGGUGCUCAAUCAAACAGAAGAUCAUCGUCAGCGUGUCCUGCAGGCUGCCGCCAAGUCGCUCCGUGUGUGGUUUAUCAAAGUGAGGAAGAUGAAGGCAAUCUACCAUACUCUGAACCUCUGCAAUAUUGAUGUGACCCAGAAGUGUCUUAUUGCUGAAGUCUGGUGUCCUGUGGCAGAUCUCGAUUCCAUUCAGUUUGCCCUUAGAAGGGGAACAGAACACAGUGGCUCCACCGUCCCCUCAAUCCUAAACAGAAUGCAGACCAAUCAGACUCCCCCAACAUACAACAAGACCAACAAAUUCACGUACGGCUUCCAAAACCUUGUGGAUGCCUAUGGCAUUGGCAGCUAUCGGGAAAUAAACCCAGCUCCAUAUACCAUCAUCACAUUCCCAUUUCUCUUCGCUGUGAUGUUUGGGGACUUUGGUCAUGGGAUUCUAAUGACUCUAUUCGCCGUUUGGAUGGUUGUAAGAGAGAGCCGAAUUCUGUCCCAAAAGAUUGACAAUGAGCUCUUCAGCAUGAUGUUCAGUGGACGAUACAUAAUUCUGCUUAUGGGUCUCUUUUCAACAUACACUGGCCUCAUCUACAACGAUUGCUUCUCCAAAGCUCUCAAUCUGUUUGGUUCAUCAUGGAGUGUAAGGCCGAUGUUCACAGACACUUGGUCAGAAGAUCUUCUGAAGCAUACCUCUGUUCUACAAUUGAAUCCAAAUGUCACUGGAGUAUUUAAUGGACCUUACCCAUUUGGUAUAGAUCCGAUUUGGAGCUUAGCAACCAACAAGUUGACAUUCUUGAAUUCCUUUAAAAUGAAAAUGUCUGUGAUCCUUGGAAUUAUUCAUAUGAUUUUUGGAGUUGCUCUCAGCGUCCUAAAUCACAUUUACUUCAAGAAGCCUCUGAACAUCUACCUUAGUUUUAUACCAGAGAUGAUAUUUAUGACUACUCUGUUUGGUUAUCUGGUCAUACUUAUAAUCUACAAGUGGUGUGCAUAUGAUGUAUCAACCUCCAUGGUUGCACCGAGUCUCCUUAUUCACUUCAUCAACAUGUUCCUCUUCAGCUACCAAGACACCAGCCUGCCUAUGCUCUACAAGGGCCAGAUGGGGUUGCAGUGCUUCCUGGUUGUAUGUGCAAUUAUUUGCGUACCCUGGAUGCUUGUGCUUAAACCCCUUAUUUUACGCCGCCAAUACUUGAGAAGAAAACAUUUGGGUACGCAUAACUUCGGAGGCAUCCGCGUUGGUAACGGACCCACAGAGGAAGAUGCCGAAAUCAUUCAGCAUGACCAGCUUUCCAUGCACUCAGAUGAAGAAGAAGAGCCUGCCAUGGAAGAAGUGUUUGAUUUUGGAGACACCGUGGUCCAUCAGGCCAUACACACCAUUGAAUACUGUCUGGGUUGUAUUUCUAACACCGCCUCGUACCUCCGACUUUGGGCAUUGAGUUUGGCACACGCACAACUGUCAGAGGUUUUAUGGACUAUGGUCAUGCACAUUGGCCUAAAUAUCCGAAAUCUGGGUGGAGGCAUCGCCUUGGUCUUCAUCUUUUCUGCAUUUGCCACCCUGACCAUCGCUAUCCUACUUAUCAUGGAAGGACUGUCGGCUUUUCUCCACGCUCUUCGAUUGCACUGGGUGGAAUUUCAGAACAAGUUUUACAUGGGCACCGGGUUCAAAUUUCUGCCGUUUUCAUUUGAGACAAUCUGGGAAGGGAAAUUCGAUGAUUGAAGUUGUGUUGUUUGGUCUGGUGGAUCCCCCUGUGAUUUAGUGAGAUCUCCUGUGAAGUUCUUGUUGUGCUGCCAGUGAACCCUCCUUUGCCCGACCCUCCGCCAUGUCUCACCCACGUUACAAUAUCGUUUCUUGUGCCCAAGCCUUUGCUCACGGCUGCUAUAGAAAUAUUGCAUUUGCAGGGAAAGGCUGCUAUUGGCUGUUAAUCUGGGAUAAAACUGCCCCCAAAGCUACUGCCAUUCUCUGGGGUCUGUGUUUCACUAGAGCCAAGGCAGUUUUUAGUAAAUAAUGGCACAUUCCCUUUGCACUACAGAACUUUGUGUUUAUCCCUCACUUGCCCUUUUAUUCCUAUUUCAUGUCCAUUGUUACACGCAGUAGUGAUUGCGUUUACUCGUUUUCCAUGAGUGCAGUAGAGUCAGGCUUUUGGUUCUGCUACGGGGCAUUUCCAUACCAACGAAGAAACUUAGCAACCAGUUUAAUGUCUUUAUAUGUCGGAUAAAUCAUCAGCCGGUCAGUUAGAGAAGUGUCAGAGACUUGUAUUUGCAUGUCUAUAUAUCUACACUUACAGCUGUAUGUAUAUAUGAAUCUAUAUCAUAUAUAUGUAUAUAUAGGUAGCACCCCCACAAAGGGACGUUAAAUGAUCGUAUUCCGUUUCUCUAUUAGCCAAGUGAAGGUUCUUACAUCCAAUAGGGCACUUGCAGCUCAUGUCCCUUAAUGAUGACGUCAUCAGACGCAUGACCAGUAAUGAGCUGCCCCAGAGCUGCCUGAUCUUGCUCAGUGCUGCCACCUUCAGGCAAAGAAGAAAUAAACAAGGUUGUGUGUAGGGGGCAAUUCAUUGGUUUGAACAAGUGGGGUCUUGCCAUGUUUUUGUGGCAUUUGUAAGGGAAACCAUUCUCUGGGGUUUUCUCUAUGGCCAGAGCUGAUGAUCUGGAGACAUUGGGGAGUCACUUCAGUUGUUUUGAUGCAGCAUUUAUUCAUGGGUGAGAAACAUGGUGGCCAAAACUACAGACAAUCUCCAUGUUUGCAAUAGGUCAUAUGAUCCUUGGAGGCCCAUCCGUUGUCUUCAUAACAUGGAGAGAAGUUGCACUGAAACUCCCAGUUGUUCCUACAGAUCUAACCAUUUAUUCCUGUGCAGCCCAUUGCUGGUGUGUAAAGGCAAAGUUUGGGCCUUCAGAACCUGAUGGAUCUCUGUGAUGGACAGAAAACCUGCACUCCAGCAGCUGGUGGGAAACUACAACUCCCAGCAUCCCCUUGCAGCUGAUUUGGCAGGAGGUUGCUGGGAUGUGUAGGUUUAUGUUUCCCUAGCCCUGCUGUAACUGAAUGGAGCCUCCCUCAUAUAUAUAUAUAUAUAUUUAUAAGCACAAGCCCAACAUUGAUGGCCGUUGGAUAUGAUGAGGUUUAAUGGUUGGAGUAAUUGUGUCCUUUCUUCCCAUAGAGAUUGUUUUACUGGCGGCCACAGCAGCAGAGCCUGAAUAUCCACAAUAUAGAAACUGUUAAUAUAUUUAAUAAGAAGGUUUGUUUUAAACAUUUAACAUGACAGUUGCUGUGUAAGUGUAAGUGUGUGUGUGUGUUUUAUCCUGCGUCAUGUUCAUAUUCCCAGUAAUGAAGGAAAGAGGGGGGGUGCGCUGUACCUCUGCAGCUGGAACCCCACUCUGUGUUUACACUAGUGACGCCGCUCCCCACUCCGACACCAACGUAACCCUCACAUUGUGACAUUCUCAUUGUGCAAAUAAACUCUGUAAUUUAUGAUUUCCA
Molecule: messenger RNA, 4586 nt
Organism: Xenopus laevis (African clawed frog)
Lineage: Eukaryota; Metazoa; Chordata; Amphibia; Anura; Pipidae
Gene: atp6v0a1.L
Product: ATPase, H+ transporting, lysosomal V0 subunit a1 L homeolog
Exons: 22
Coding region: 291-2831 (846 amino acids)
Biological process (GO): proton transmembrane transport; vacuolar acidification
Cellular component (GO): proton-transporting V-type ATPase, V0 domain; clathrin-coated vesicle membrane; vacuolar proton-transporting V-type ATPase complex
Molecular function (GO): ATPase binding; proton-transporting ATPase activity, rotational mechanism
Source: RefSeq, a predicted model, not a curated record